AAACGAAAGCAAGGCAGAAGACCCUCUCAGACUCUCAAUAAAACUCAACCUCAGGCAAUUAUUCUUCCCUGCAUUUAAAUGCGACUGAGACAUCAGGAACUCCAGUUCAGACAGCCUCCCCAACCUCAUCCAAGAUUACGAUGGAGAGUUUGGAAUCGGACCAGCAGGAACUGAAAAAACUCACAGAGACCCCCUCAAUGACGCAAGGUAGAGACGCAGGUCCGACGGCUCCUUUACCCACCGCCUCACUCUCAGAGACUGCAACACCGUCAGCUCCAGAGUCCGUCGGGACCACAACAAACAAAGAAGAUCAGAUCGUUACUUUGCUGCCUGAGGAUGAGGUGGAUGAGCCAGACAAGUCCUCCAGCUCUAUACCACAGGACACAGAGAAGGAGCGGGUGAAGGCUCCACAGGAGCAGCAGUACUCAGGAGUGAAGGAGAGUUGGGAGCACACUCCUGACUCCAGUUCUUGUGUUGUGUCGCUUAAAGACUACCUCCUGCAGAGCUGCAUUCCCCUUCAGAAGAAGACAAAAAAGAAAUCUCAAGAAUCACAUUCUCAACCGAGCACUUUCCACAAAACGGAAACCUCAGUCUCAGUCAUGAUCUCAUCAUCACUGAUGCAAGUGCUCCACACCCAGACUGUGGAGACAACCUUUCCAGUGGAAGCUUCUGCUGUGGUUGUUCCAUAUCUUACUGAGCGUGAACAUGUGCUUGAAGCUGGAUCUGUGGAUCUUGCACCAAGUCUUACUUCAGCUCUGGUUACACUUACGUGCUCUGACACUCUUGCCUCUACAGCCACUCAUGUUGUGGAUUUUUUGGACCCUUCGGCUGUUGAGAGUUCUGAUUUGAAGCUUAAUGAGAAGAGCAGAGAUAAACCGGUGGAGGACAAACGCACUUCCAUUCUCACCAGUAACCUGGAUCUGACAUUCACUCCAGUUUUAACCACUAAAAGUGAUGAGAUGGAUCAAGUCCAGUUGUCUGUAUCUGCAGUAGAGAAAUCUACCACUGAAAAGAACACGACUCCUAGUUUGAUGACCAGCACCAUGGAUCAGGCGACAUUUACCCCUCUGUCAACUUCCACAGAUCAGUCCUUUGUCCAACCAACCAUAAGCAAAAGUGUAACUCCUUCUGUAUCAAUAACAGCUGCCCCUCUAACAGAACCCUUAGAGGUGGUAUCAGUUGUAGCAGAACCUAAAAGUGAAGAUCUGCUCGAUGAAGCUUCCCUUGGAGGCCACAGUGUCAACACUCAAUCCGAAACCUCUACUAAUGGCCAAUCGGUGCAACCAUCGUCCUCUGACUACUACGCCGAAAUCCCCAGCUCCACCGAUGCACCGAUCCCUGGCUCCAGCCAGAAGGAGUCAGUCUUCAUGAGGCUAAACAACCGGAUCAAAGCCCUGGAGGUGAACAUGUCACUCAGUGGCCGUUACCUGGAACAGCUCAGUCAGAGGUAUCGAAAGCAGAUGGAGGAGAUGCAGAAGGCUUUCAACAAAACCAUCAUUAAACUCCAGAACACGUCAAGGAUGGCUGAAGAACAGGAUCAGAAACAGACCGAGUCUAUACAGGUGCUGCAGAGGCAGCUGGAGAACGUGACUCAGCUCGUCCUUAACCUGUCACUGCAAGUGAGCCAGAGGUAUCGACCCACUGCCCUGACCAAAACCACUGUCUCUGACAGGCACAGCUACCUGCUGCUGUGUGUGGUCCUCGGCUUGCUCAUCUGCAUCGUCAUCUGUGUUAAUUACUGUCGCAUGUCGGCUGAGAAUCUCUCGACAGAACCUGACCUAUACGUACCAAACUCCUACAGCUACUGCUGCCCUGACAGAGAUUCCCCUGAUGAGGACGUGAACCCAAAGCGGAGAGCAUCUUAUCCAUUUGCACAGUCAUCCCUGCAAAUCGCAACCACUGAAGUCCCCAAUGGAGGAUUGCGAUGUAAUGACCACCGUCCUCACAAUCUGGACUUAAAGCUGCCUCCUCGUAGCCUCGUCCCUCCUCCCUUCUCCUUCAGAGACUCCUCGUCAGAGGGAAGCUCUGAAGACUCCUCCCAGUCAGACGAGCCUUCAUUCUGCGGUAUCGCCUCCUGCAGCCGCCUCUGUGAUCCUCUGCCUGCUGCAAAGAGCUGCUCCAAAAAGAGGAACCGCUUGAAAAAGAGGAGCACCGUACUCAAGCAGCUUCUUCAGCCUGUGCAGUGUAACGGCCCGCCGGUCGCGGCUAAGUUCUCCCUGCGUGGCUUAAUCACAGGCUCCACAGAGCUGAACACGAACAGGCCAGGAGUCCCAUUGCUUCCUAAAAAGAACAGUUAUAACUGA
Molecule: messenger RNA, 2303 nt
Organism: Ictalurus punctatus (channel catfish)
Lineage: Eukaryota; Metazoa; Chordata; Actinopteri; Siluriformes; Ictaluridae
Product: SUN domain-containing ossification factor
Exons: 8
Coding region: 141-2303 (720 amino acids)
Biological process (GO): regulation of bone remodeling; protein folding in endoplasmic reticulum
Cellular component (GO): cytoplasm; membrane
Source: RefSeq, a predicted model, not a curated record